UGUAAUUACUCUUUUGCUCUUUUCUUUUUGUUUUUCUUUUUGUCCCCCCCAAACAAUUCUUACAUAACCAGCAAACUAAUCCUUUUUAUGGGCUCUAUAAAUUCCCCCCUACAGAUGUUUGUUUUAUUGCUUCCCUUCUUUAAACCAACUCCAACAUAUAAAAAGCUCAUAACCAUCUUCACCUGUUCGAUCUAGGCUUUCAAAGACAUCUUUUCAAGUUUUCUAAUGGCGACUUGUACUUCCUUUCAACUUCUUCUUCAUCUUGUGCUCCUGUCAAUCAUUAUAGCUCCUACAAAUGCAAACCUUGAAGGGGAUGCUCUGUACGCGUUGAGAAGAGCAGUGAAAGACCCAGGACUUGUUCUGCAAAGCUGGGAUCCAACCCUGGUAGAUCCAUGUACUUGGUUUCAUGUCACCUGUGACAACGAUAAUAGGGUUACCCGUCUAGACCUUGGGAACGCAAAGCUGUCGGGCAAUCUAGUACCUGAGCUGGGGAAACUCGAGCGACUUCAGUAUCUGGAACUGUACAUGAAUGAGCUGGUGGGUUCUGUACCAAAGGAGCUUGGAAACCUGAAAAGCCUGGUGAGCUUGGACCUCUACCACAAUAAUUUAACUGGGUCUAUCCCUGCUACUCUCUCAAAACUUUCCAGUCUCAAAUUCCUGAGACUGAACGGUAACAGACUGACUGGAAGGAUACCAAGGGAACUAACCAAACUGGGAAACCUCAAGAUUCUUAACGUGUCAGACAAUGAUUUGUGUGGCACAAUCCCUACUUCUGGCUCCUUCUCUAAGUUCUCAGAGGAAAGUUUUGUAAAUAACCCUAGACUGGAAGGCCCAGAACUGAUGGGAUUUGUGAGAUACGAUGUAGAAGGAGGAAGCUGUUAAUAAAAGCAUCAAGGGUUAUGAUACUAAGAAAGCCACUUUAUGCCGAGAGAAGAAUCUAUGAAGCUUGGUUGUGACUUUCAGCCAUCUGUAUUUCACUUUGCCGUUUUAAGUUGUAGAUCAGAACAGAAAGCUAAUAGCUAUGGCUGCUCCUAUUGCAUUAAUUAAAGAAGAUCAGUGGUAGCAUGCAAAAGUAUAAGCAUAAUUACUGUGUCUCCAAUGUGUUAAAUGUUAAUGUGUCAGCUUCAAUCCAA
Molecule: messenger RNA, 1133 nt
Organism: Manihot esculenta (cassava)
Lineage: Eukaryota; Viridiplantae; Streptophyta; Magnoliopsida; Malpighiales; Euphorbiaceae
Product: leucine-rich repeat protein 1
Exons: 7
Coding region: 226-882 (218 amino acids)
Molecular function (GO): protein binding
Source: RefSeq, a predicted model, not a curated record